Messenger RNA from Puccinia graminis f. sp. tritici CRL 75-36-700-3, 436 nucleotides. RefSeq lists its product as uncharacterized. The coding region runs from base 71 to 436 and encodes 121 amino acids. The transcript has 3 exons. Lineage: Eukaryota; Fungi; Basidiomycota; Pucciniomycetes; Pucciniales; Pucciniaceae. The record is from RefSeq and is a predicted model, not a curated record.
CUCUAAACCUCCUGACCUGCACGAGCGCCGCUGGACCAGCACCAUCAACCCGAUCACAAGUUCCUACCAAAUGCAUUUUUCAAACUUCUCCAACAUGCUCUCAGUGAUCUUCAUGCUCCUCAUGGUAAUCGCUUGCGCUACAGGGCAAUAUGCGCCCUUCGAAUGCCCGAAUGCAUAUUGUGUAUUCGAGGACAGAUUAACCCAACCAAUAAACUAUGCCUUCGGCCCGGCCGGCAAACCGAAGAUUCCUCUCGGUGAUUUCGUGACAUGCGAGCACUCGAAACUUCCCGUCGGAACUCCAGUAAACACGUGCUGCGAUCAGUCGGUGGGGGACGUCAUUAACCGGAGCCACAAAGAUCCAUUGAUAGUCUGGUACGAUGAUUACAACAGACAUGGGUGUCAUGAAGUCCCUGAGCUAUCAGGGCCUGAUAUCUAG